Molecule: messenger RNA, 5607 nt
Organism: Clarias gariepinus (North African catfish)
Lineage: Eukaryota; Metazoa; Chordata; Actinopteri; Siluriformes; Clariidae
Gene: sema4gb
Product: sema domain, immunoglobulin domain (Ig), transmembrane domain (TM) and short cytoplasmic domain, (semaphorin) 4Gb
Exons: 15
Coding region: 199-2838 (879 amino acids)
Biological process (GO): neural crest cell migration; semaphorin-plexin signaling pathway; negative chemotaxis
Molecular function (GO): semaphorin receptor binding; chemorepellent activity
Source: RefSeq, a predicted model, not a curated record
CACACACACACACACCGGAUCUCCGAGUUUCUACGGUAACGCGCUGCAUUGGCUAUUUCUGUUGCGAGGAUGCAGGCUGUGAGAGGGAGAUUUUUGACACCUGGAAGAUGAGCUAGGACUCUGAUAGAGUUUAUAUAAAGUGGUCCAAAGGGGUCUGGAAGGAUUCUAGCUGCCAUCUGUACUAAUAUCACAGUGGUCAUGACACAUCCUGAGUUGCAUGCCAUCGCACUGACACUUCUUUGCAGCUCAGCAUCCCUGCUGUCGGGCUUUCCGUUUGGACCUGUCCUUGAGCUGGAUGUCAUUCCUAGAACCACUGUGCCUUUUAAUGGGCUUCUGGGAUGUAAUCACUUUCGUGGUCAGACUGUAAACUACAGUACUCUGCUGUUGGAGGAUGGAGCUGACAUGUUGUAUGUAGGGGCCAGGGAGAUCCUGUAUGCCUUGGACACGGCCAAUAUCUCAGCUAUCCGCAAUAACAAUUCUAUCGAUUGGGCUGCGUCUGCAGAGCAGAAGAAACAGUGCUUAAACAAAGGAAGAGACGAUCAGACAGUAUGCUACAAUUAUGUUCGAUUUCUUGAUCGAUAUAAUGAGACUCAUCUCUACACCUGUGGGACCCAUGCCUUCAGACCUCGCUGUGCAUACAUAGAUGUGGAGCGAUUCAGCUUUGUGCGUUUUGAGGAAGGCAAAGAUAAAUGUCCCUAUGACCCAAGCAAAGGUUACACUGGCUUCAUUGUGGAUAGUGAGAUGUACUCCGCCUCCCAGUAUGAGUUUCGCAGCUCCCCUGACAUUCGUCGUAACUUUCCCUUUCCCAACCUGAGGACAGAGGAAGCUCCAACCAGAUGGCUAUUGGAGGCGGACUUUGUUGGCUCAGCACUAUUGAGAGAAAGCAUCAACAGCUCCAUUGGGGAUGAUGACAAAGUUUACUUCUUCUUUACUGAGAAAAAUCCAGAGCAGAAGCCUUACUCCAGUCAGACCAGAGUGGCCAGAGUGGCCAGAGUCUGUAAGGGUGACAUUGGAGGUCAGAGGACUCUUCAGAGGAAGUGGACAUCCUUUUUAAAGGCCCGACUUGUGUGUUCCUUCCCUGAGUACGAGUUGCAGUUCAACAUCCUGCAUGGCGUGUACGUGCUGGAAGGGCCUAAUGUUCAUGACAGCCUCAUCUUUGCUGUCUUUGGGCUUGAAUGGAAAAAUGUUAAAACAUCUGCAGUUUGUCAGUACUCCAUCAGAGAUGUGCAGGCUGCAUUUGAUGGCCCUUACAUGGAACUCCAAGACUCCAAAUUUAGGGAAUAUACAGGAAAAGUUCCAGACCUCAGGCCUGGCUCAUGCAUAACUGAUCAGCACCGGGCUCAGCUGAUAAAUUCAUCACGGGAUCUGCCAGAUAACGUGCUCAUGUUUGUUCGGAGACACCCUCUGAUGGCCAGAGAAAUCCAGCCAAUAGGAAGACGACCUCUACUGUUCAAAAAGAGUGCUGACUAUACCAGGAUAGCUGUUCAUAAAGUGACUGCCUUGGAUGGGAACACCUAUAAUAUGAUCUUCAUAGGAACAGAUGAUGGGUGGAUGCAUAAGGCUGUACAGCUUGGAGAUCAAGUGCAUAUCAUUGAGGAGCUACAACUGUUUAAUGAACCACAGCCUAUAAACAACAUGGUUAUUUCAUAUAAACAGAAAAGUGUAUAUGUGAGCGCUUCAUCAGGAGUGGUGCAGGUACCUCUGUCUUCCUGUAUCCGCUACACCUCAUGUUAUGGCUGUGUGUUUGCCCGAGACCCACUAUGUGGCUGGGAUGGAAGACAGUGUGUUGAAAUAUCAACAUACGCUUUCAGGUCCAAUUUAACUCAGGACAUUCAGAUGGGUAAAAGAGGGUGUGACAACAUCACAGAGGAUGGUUUUGUGACCCAUCGUACUCGUACAGUAAUGGAAGGCCACGACAUGCUCUUGCUUUGUGAGCUUCGCUCUAAUCUGGCAGUUCCCCACUGGACUCUAAAUGGUGAACCGCUGGAGGGUUACGCUGUGGACACUGGCUACCGAAUUGGCACUGAUGGCCUGCUUGUAAUUGGAGCUCAGACCCGGCACAAUGGCCAUUACCGCUGUUAUGCUGUGGAGAAUGCUGUUUGGAUUCCAAUACGCAGCUAUAUGGUUAGGGUGCAGCCUGUUCCUCCACCUUCACCCCAUCUUCCCACAGAUCCAACUGCCCUACCAGAGAGGUUCUUUACCACUAGUACCCUAUCUGUCAGCCCCUCUACAGAAUCUAUUAAGCAACCCCAGCAUCCACUACCUUCCAAGCCUGACUUCCACACUAACCGACACAUGGAGGCUAUGUAUAUCUUCCUGGUGGCUGUUUUAGGUGGACUCUGUCUUGUGCUGACUGUGGUGUUGCUGUAUGUUAGCUUCUGUGCACACAGCGCCCCUGGUCACAGGAAGUACUCUAAGCAAGAGCUGUCCAUUACCCCUACCACAGAGAGGAAACGAAGCUCUCAUGUAGAGCUGAAGACAAUCUCUAGCCACUGCAAUGGGAGGACUGAUGGCCUAUAUGGAGCAGCAUCAAUUGAUGGAGAAUUCAUGCAGAUUAUUCCAGGUGAUGGGCAGGUCAGCCCUGACAAGGAGCCUCCUCCUGCUCCUCCACUCCCCAUGCCACCUCCACUCCCAUCCUCAGAGUAUGCAAAUGGCUUGUCGCCCACAUUACCCAGUGUUUUAAGAAAAAUAAAUGGGAACAGCUACAUGCUCCUGAGUCAGAUGGACUCUGAUAUGACCUCACCUCUUUACCAUUCUUUCACAGAGGAGCUCAACAGGAUCUUAGAGAAGAGAAAACAUACACAGCUUGAUCUGCAGCCAGAUGAAAGCUCUGUGUAGCCCAUUCUUUCCUAAUAUGGGGAGUGGCACCUUUUUGAGGGAAUCUUAACUGUUGUUAAAGCUGUAUUUUCAAAUAAUUAAAAUGUGGUGUAUUAUGCUCUGUUUGCACUGUAUGCUGAUGUACACAUCAAUUCCUAUAGAUACUAUGAACCGAUAUUUGGAUGUUUUGUUUUUUUAUUCCUUGAGAAUUUCUCAGACAAAAUCUAAGAAUAUACCAUAAUAUGUUCAAUACUGUAAUAUAAUGAGGUAAACCUGACAUUUCUUUUAAAGGAAAGACCUCAAAUAGCGAUCAUGUUCUCAGAGGACUCCGGGCGCAUACUGUACAUACACUAUACUGUACAUGCAGAACUAAAUUUUAAAAAAUAUCCACGGACUGAGUUACAAAAAAUUAUGUAAAUGCAUUUAUAUCAUCAGAGUAUGUACAUUAUUUAUUAUAACUUACUGCAUGGGUUCCUGACCUCUGGUCACUGGUGCCCCUGGCCUUGCACAAAAUUGAAAAAUACGAAUAUACCAGAUCCAGGAUUUUUUUUUUUAACCGUGCUUGGGACAUAAAAAUCUCACCCAAUGAUAUUAAACUGCAUAGGAUCCUGAUUAAUGAUUUCUGGCUAAUGUAAAUUGAAGGUACAGCUGUACAGUAUGUAAUAGCUAUAACUGCAGUGUAUAUGUGAAAAGACAAGGCCAAGCUUGGAUGAUGAAGGACCAGAACAAACUCUGCAAAUGGAAAACAUACUGUGAACAAAGGAAUCUAUUGCAAUCUUGCCAGUGCUUCAGCCUAUUUUUGUCAGUGACUUCCUUUUGUUUUUUUAAAGUGACUAAUUUACCAACAAAUUUGAACAGUUUUUAUUUCCAAACAAUGUAGAUUGUUCAAAGGGACUAAAGCCAAGUUUCGUUCAUUAUUAUAAUAAAAUUCUGCAGUAAAAACAUGGUAAAAUGAAAAAUAAAAGUAAACUGUAUGCAUUCGAAUACCCUGCAGAGGACAUUGCAGCAUUGCGGCACUGAGCCUCUUGAAGUGAAAUUGUCAUCAUUAUGACAAAAUUUUCAUUGCUUAAUGCAUGGUGCCCUUGGCAAAGUCAGUAUCAGUUUUCAGCUAUUACAGUGCCUGUUCAGCUGAAGGAUAAAAAUAAGAUUAUUUCCACAGUGUGAUAAAUGAAAAAUAUAAUAAGUGAAACACCACAAGAAUAUGUAUGUAUAUGUAAAAGUUCUUCAGCACUGCCACAUGACCCAAACAACCUCGAAAUGAUUUAGGUUUGAUUUUCUAUAUUGUAUCAUUUAUAUCAUCUUUAGCCCAAUAACAUGCAAAUAAUUGUGCUCAAGUCUCUUAUAAGUUUCUUUAUUUUUAUAGUUUGUUAUUAUAUCAGUGACUGAACUUAACUGAUGUUAAUUGAUGUGAAUCAUUUUUCUGUAACAUUAGCAAUCUAAACUAGAAGGCUUUACUAUUUCUGUACAUAACAUAUAGUGCAAUAUGAUCCCUUGUACAAUACCGUUUGUAUUGAUCAGUAGCAUAAAAUCUGCCUUUUGUCAUUACUAGCUUUCUGCACUUGACUGGUGUUUUUGUCAACGGGCAGCUUACAGUGACAACAGUAGUACCUGUGAUGAGUUUUUCUUUAUGGCAAACUGGCUGUCAUCUCAUAGCUCAAGUAUUUUCCUCACAUUUUGUAUAAUGAAAUCACUUACAGUAUGAGUAAUAACAUGCUGAAACUAUGACGAACCAUUUCCUGUGAUGGGCAAAUCACAUGACUGAUCUACUGUGUAAGUCUUUUUUAUGGUACAAUUUGGAGUUUUGUUUAAGUCUUGUACUAAAUUGUUUGUUUAUAUACAUUUCCCACUGCGUUAUUAAAGCAAUUUCUGUUCAAUGCAGAAAACUCACUCCUGAUAUCUACAGAUGCUAUAAGAUGAUAUAUACACAUGCUGGAAUCAUGGACAGCCGAUAAAGGGCUGAAAAGAAGUGCGCUUCAUUGUGCUAAACAUUUCCCACGUUAAAGAAUUCACUGACAUUUAUUGCACUAAUUUUCUUACUAAGGAAAUUCUCUUUCUACAUCUUUUAGACACAUUUUACAGAAUUUAAGUAUUCAUAAUUUCCUUCUAUUUACAAAGAGCUUGGAUCUGUAAACCUAUUUUAUACAGUAAAAAUAUCUUAACUAACAACAUUCAAAUGAAACGAGAAGCUCAUUCUCUGACAUUUUGCAUCUGCAUAUUUAAUCAAGUGUUUCAGACCCAUUUAUAUGUCCUAUAUGUAGCUGUCACCUAGCAACAGCGUUUAGGACCUGCUGUAAUCCACAGAAUAGGUCAAGCAAGGCUUCACAGAGGAAAGAUAAUGUGACUGGAGCACACUUGUCUAAUCUGACUGUAAUACGCUAAAUAUAUUAAUAGAUACACCACCACAAGGGAAAAGUUAAAUCAGUUAGAUCUCACUAAAUCUGUGCUUUGUUUUCUAUCCCCACAACUGCUGUCGUCUCUGCUUCAGUCCAUAGCCUCUGUAAGGCUCAGUGUUUUUGUUUUAUUCUGCGAUAUAAGAAAUAAACCUGGUAAACAUUUUAUAAUAACCAACUGGUUCUUUUGUACCAAACUAUUUCCUUUCCUUAUUCCACCCCUACGCAAGGAAAGAGAAUGAAAGAAUGGUUUUAUCAUGUGCAUGUAUUUUUCCGCAGUCACUGUAAAGAUCCAUGAAUUGCACUUUUCCAAUAUUAAGCAUGCAAUGUAUGAUAUGAAUAGCGUGCUCUAAUAUCUAUUAUUCUUUUCCAAUAUAUCCAAUAAAUUAAUUUUCUACCA